Exophiala bonariae is the source of this 1737-nucleotide messenger RNA. RefSeq lists its product as uncharacterized. Gene Ontology annotation, biological process: lactate catabolic process. Gene Ontology annotation, molecular function: D-lactate dehydrogenase (NAD+) activity; D-lactate dehydrogenase (cytochrome) activity; FAD binding. The record is from RefSeq and is a predicted model, not a curated record. NCBI's taxonomy places the organism in Eukaryota, Fungi, Ascomycota, Eurotiomycetes, Chaetothyriales, Herpotrichiellaceae. Gene Ontology annotation, cellular component: mitochondrion. Bases 1 to 1737 code for a protein of 578 amino acids. The transcript has 3 exons.
AUGAAGCGCAAUUUUGUCGCUCUACCGCAGAGGCUUGCCAAAUCACCAACAUACGGCAAUCUGCUCAGACGAGCUAGCCCUCCGCAACGUCGAAAUAAGACCACAGGCGCCCAGCUGUUGAAGAGUUGGCCGUCAGAUUAUCGACGAUUCCUGUUUAUCGGAGCAGCAACGACAAUCUCCCUCUUCGCUGGGUUCACCAUCACCAGAGAAACCCGACUAGCCCAUGCCGAGCAACCUUUAGAAGUUGAGUCGACAUCCGCCAAAACUUCGACAUGCUCGCUCUCGUCCAUGCCCACGAUAAUCUAUGAUAAAUCUGCAGAGAACCUCAACAAUGCUGUAGCAGAGUUUUUGAACCUGUUAGGCCCACAGCGAGUUGAUCUGAACCUGGGUGCACGAAUAUCCCAUUCCAGUACCGAGUGGUCUCCAGCUCCACGAGGCGAACUCGAUCGUUUCGACAUUAUCGUCAGCCCAAGCACCACCGAAGAAGUCAGUGCUAUCACAAAGAUCUGCUCUAGACGCCGAAUCCCUAUGACCGCGUUCUCUGGCGGUACAAGUCUGGAAGGGACACUAGCGGCAACGCAAGGCGGUGUGUGCAUUGAUUUCAAGCUGAUGAACAAGAUCAUCGCUAUACGAAAGAACGACCUUGAUGUGACCGUCCAGCCAGGAGUUGGCUAUAUAGACCUAAACCAAAGGCUGGCAGAACAAGGGCUGUUCUUUCCACCCGAUCCGGGACCUGGAGCUCAGAUCGGUGGCAUGAUUGCGCAAGGCUGCAGUGGUACCAAUGCUUUUAGAUACGGAACGAUGAAAGACUGGGUCCUCGGCCUCACCCUUGUCCUCGCGGACGGUUCAAUUGUCAAAACUCGAGGUAGACCUAGAAAGUCAAGUGCAGGUUAUGACCUGACCAGGUUGAUCGUUGGCUCAGAAGGUACACUUGCCUUUGUGACAGAAGCUAAUUUGAAACUCACAAGCAAGCCGCAAAACGAACGCGUUGCGUUGGCGGCAUUCCCGAGCACUUCAAAAGCUGUAGAGACAGUCGUUAAAGUCGUCCAAAGCGAUAUGCCCAUCGCUGCAUUGGAACUACUGGACGGCACUUCAAUGCGAGCAGUGAAUCAAGGUGGGUACUGCGACAAAGAGUACCCUGAAGUUCCGACUCUGUUUCUUAAGUUCGCGGGGCAUGAUAAGGCGGCUGUCGAUCAACAGAUUAAAUCAGUUCAGGAGUUUGCCCGACAAUCGGGAUGUCAAGCUUUCGAAUUCUCGAAUACCUCCGAAGAGGCAGAUGCUAUCUGGAUGGCACGAAAGACACUUCUCUGGAGCAUGCUCACUUUGAAGAACGAUCCAUCUGACAUAUUCCUGAGCGCUGACACGGCUGUGCCCAUCUCACAGAUGGGAACGGCUAUGGAUGCGGUAAAGCAAAAGAUUACUGAAAGCGGAUUUGUAGGGGCUUGUCUUGGACACGUCGGAGAUGGUAACUUUCACACCGCUGUGAUAUGCCCGCCAGAGCACAAGCAUCAAGCCCGCCAAAUCAUUACUUGGGCCCAGCGUCUGGCAAUCGACAUGGAUGGGACCGUGACGGGAGAGCAUGGCAUUGGCCUCGAGUUCCGUGACGCCAUGGUGGAAGAGAUUGGUGAAAAUGGUGUUGAUAUGAUGAGGCAGAUCAAACUGGCUCUCGAUCCGCUGUGCCUCCUGAACCCCGAUAAGUUAUUCAGACUGAAGAUUGAUAACUCGGGUGAGCAGUGA